CUCUGCAGCUCUCCAAAGGUCCCUUAGUGCUUGUCCUGGCCCAGGUGAUGCAGAAAUCCCUGCUCCAUGGGAGCUAUGCCCCCAGUCCUCUAUGUGUGCAGGAGGUGUGAGGGGCUUGGAUCUCACCCAUGGCUCUGCACUAAGUCCCUGCUUCCAAGCUGAAGUCACGCUCCUGGAGCCCAAAUUCACCCCUCUGGCAGUCCUUAAUGAAUUCCUGUUGUGCCAAGCUGGUAGAGAGCUUCUUCCCAUUAUUAUUUCUUCCCUAAGGUAAAAUCAUUCUCCCUCCUUCCUCCCCCAGCUGGCAUUUAAUCCCAAUACCUCGAUGGCCUCUGCACAUCUCAAAGUGAGGGGACCUUCAUGAUCUGUCCCUGUGGCAGGUGAACUCUUGCCAGCUCCUGCCUUCCCAAACCCUGUUGGCAUCACCCCGGUGUGGGAUGGCUCCCCUGGCCCAGGCAGGGCUCCUGUUCAUCCCCAUGGAUGCAUCCCCGACCUCCCUGGGCAGCUCCUGGCAUGAGCAGCAUUUGUGAUGGAAGGAGGGGUGGAUUAAAUCGGGAAUGGCUGAGCUUUUUGGCCGAGAUUCAAGGGCGUGCCUUGGGAUUAUUGCCCUCCAUCAUCAUCAUCUUCACUGCUGUUCGCUGUGCUCGGUUUCCCUGGCUGCUCUCCCCCAUCCUGGACAGUCCUUCCUGCUCUCCCUGCUCUCCCUUUUUCCUUUCUGAACGUCGUUUUCCUGCCCGAGCACUCAUCGAGCUCGUGGCCUUGAUAUCUUCUGUGGCAUUUGCAUAUAAAGCUCCCCACCAUCCCCCAGAGACCUUCAGGAAGAUGCCAGGGCUGAUGAACUGGGCCACCCUCUCCCGGCUGCCCCUCAUUGCGUCCGAGGUGACAUCCUGUGUCAGCGGCUAUGCCUUUGGGAUGACAGCCCUGCUCACCUACCACAACCCAGACCCCCGGGCUUUGGAAGGUGUCUUUGUGUACCCCUUGGACGAGGGCACGACUGUGGUGGGCUUCGAGGCGGCCGUGUCCCAGCGCACCGUGACAGUGCAGAUCAAAGACAAAGCCAAGACAGAUGUCACCUACUUCGACAGCUGCAGCCUUCCCCCUGGAAAAGCUGCUGAUGGAAGUGGAAGGAUUGUGAUGGAUGAGGACCUGGAGAGAAUUGUUUUUGUGGCCAGCCUGGGCAUGAUUCCUCCCCUGGAAAGUGUCUCCAUCUUCAUCAGCACCUCCUCUGAGCUGCAGACACUGCCCAGCGGGGUGGUGAGGGUCCUUCUGCCAGCUGUGUGUGUCCCCAAGGUCCCCCAGCCCAGCCUGGAGAGUGCCAGCAGCUUUUCCAGCCACCAGCUCCGAUUGGACAAACACCACUGCGCAUCGGGGGGCCCGGAGCAGGGAAGCAGGUUCUGCCUGGCUCAGCUGCUGGACAGUGAGGCCACCAACCCCUUUGAGUACGAGUUCAGCUUCCACCUGGAGAUCCGGGGGCCGUGUUUGCUGGCAGGAGUUGAGAGCCCCACACACGAGAUCCGAGCCGACGCCGACCCCUCGGCUCGCUCUGCCAAGAGCAUCGUGAUCACACUGGCCAACAAACACACCUUCGACAGACCCGUGGAGAUCCUGAUCCAUCCAAGUGAGCCCCACAUGCCCCACGUCUUAAUGGAAAAGGGUGACAUGAGCCCUGCAGAGUACGAACGGCACCUGAAGGGGAAGAACGAUUUCAUUAAAGGCACUAAGAAAGACCCCAGUGCCAAGAAAAAGAUGGAAAUCAUCAGGAAACGACUGAACAAGGACAUCCCCCACCACCCUGUCAUCAUGCUCAACUUCUGCCCUGAUCUGAGCACUGUGCAGCCAGGCCUCCGGACAGCCCAGGGAGAGUUCAUCUUCCUGGUGGACCGCAGCAGGAGCAUGAGCGGUGUGAGCAUCAGCCGUGCCCAGGAUGCUCUAUUGGUCAUUCUCAAGAGCCUGAUGCCAGCGUGUCUCUUCAACAUCAUUGGGUUUGGAUCCACCUUCAAGACCCUCUUUCCUGUCAGCCAGGGCUAUUGUGAGGAGAGCCUGGCCAUUGCCUGCCAGAGCAUCAGGAGGAUCAGGGCUGAUAUGGGCAGCAUCAACCUCUUAUCUCCCCUCAAGUGGGUCACCCGCCAGCCCAUCCACAGGGGCCACCCCCGGCUGCUCUUUGUGCUGACAGCCGGGGCCAUCAGCAACCCCGGCAAGGUUCUGGAGCUGCUGCGGGACCACUCCUGCUCCACCAGGUGCUACAGCUUUGGCAUCGGGCCCAAUGCCUGCAGGAGGCUGGUCCAGGGUCUGGCUGCCGUGUCCAGGGGCAGCUCCGAGUUCCUGGCCGAGGGGGAGAGGCUGCAGCCCAAGAUGAUCAGGUCGCUGAAGAAGGCGAUGGCACCGGUCCUGAGCGAUGUGUCUGUGGAGUGGGUGUUUCCUGAGAGCACUGAGGUCCUGGUGUCCCCUGUCAGCAGCAGCUGCCUGUUCCCUGGUGACCGUCUGCUCAGCUAUGGUGUCAUCUGUGACACCUCCCCGUACCUCUCCAACCCCAGAUCUGACAAGAGGCGGCGGUACAGCAUGAUGCAUUCCCAGGAGUCGGGCAGCUCCGUUUUCUUUCACUCCCAGGAGGAGGGAGCAGGUUUGGAGAGCUGGAACCACUCCAGAGACUCGGAGGGCUCCUGCCCCACCAAGCGCUCCCCAGACCGCCUGGGCGUGGGCAGAGAUCCUGGGGGAGAGUCGGACACGGACACGGGAGUGGAUGUGAAGGCUGUGUCCAGGAGACGGGCGUACAGCACCACCCAAAUCUCCGAGCACGAGCCCCGCAGGAAGGUGCCCACAGCCAGCGAUCCUGGCACGGCCCUGGUGAAAAACCCCCUCCGAAAAACUCACCUGCAGGACCUGCAGCAGGUCAGCCCCGAGCCCUGGCAGGUGGAUGUCCAGCCCCUCCCGGCCAUCCCGCACGGUUCUGCCGCCAGGGUCCGUGGCACAGGCGCCCGGCGCCCAGCCCUGCUCCAGCACAGCUGUGUGUCCUUCUGCCACGACACCGACUGCCCAGCACUGCCCGAGGGGCUGCAGGAAACCCCGGCAAGGGGCUUGGAGGCGUCCGAUGGCAUCACGAGCCUGCACUCCUCGUCGGACAGCCGGAGCCCCGGGGACCCGGAGUCUGCCCAGCAUCCAUCCCUCACCUUUGAGACAGAGACCUCCUCCGACUGGGAGCCCCAGGACCUGGAUAUCAGCGCUGCCUGUGGCUCCCCACGCUCCCCCAGGACCCUCUGCAAGGCAGUGGUGAAGGGGCUGAGGAACAACGAGCCCGUGCAGUGGGAAGUCACGUUUGAUAUCCACCCUCUGUUCCAAGAGAGGGAGAGCCAGGAGGAUGGUGACACAGACCUGUGGAGUGAGACCUUCCACCACCUGGCAGCCAAGUCACUCAUCCAGGAUUUCGAGCAGCUCGCUGAGAGGGAGUGUGAAAUCGAGCAUGGCUCUGGGCGGCGGUUCCAGCUCAGCGCUGUCCACACCAGCAAGGCCUGUAAUGUCAUCAGCAAGUACACAGUGUUUGUGCCUGUGGACCUGAGCACCAGCUCCUACCUGCCCUCCCUGGUCCAGUACACCCACACAGGGGUGACAUCCAAGCAAGGCAACCAGAGGAAAGAGAAGAGUUCAGGGAGCAGAAGGCAUCGUGGCUGUUCCCCUGGACGUCCUCAGUCAGUGUGUGGCCAGAGUGGAGAUUAUGGAUUUUACAGCACGAAUGCUGAGGAGAGCAGCCCGUCGCCCUCCAGCACCCUGUCCUCAUCUGCCUGGGAGCGCUGCCGUGUCCCUGAAGGGCCGUUCCACAGCCUGUCUGCUUCCUCUGCACAAGCCCAAAAAUCCAUCGAGAGGCUCUUUGCUGCCAGGCUGACCCUCAAUAAAACCAUGCUGCUGGUUCGAGCUGCCAAAGGCUUCAUGAGUAAAUCUCCAGGCAGAGGGAAUGAAGCCGGCUCUGAGGGUGACAGUGAGAGCAUGGAUUACCUUCCCCUGGUGUCCCUGCAGCUGGCCUGUGGUGCCUUCCUUCUGAAUUCAGCCUUCUGCGAUGCCAUCAACAUCCCCAUGGAGAAGCUGAAGUGGACAUCGCCCUUCACCUGCCACCGCCUGUCCCUCAGCCCCUCCGGCUCCUACAGCACCAAGAGGAGCAGUCCCUCCUCGGAGCACACAGCCCUGAACUCCAGCCAGCAGCUGCUGGUCCUCGGUGGGCAGGGGAAGGAUUCCAGCACCGGAGACAUGGCUCGGGGAGCGGGGCAGGCUCGGGGAUGGGGGCAGGCUCGGGGAGCAGGGCAGGAGGACAGCACUGGGCACACAGCUCGGGGAGCAGGGCACGCUCCCAGCACUGGACACACAGCUCGGGGAGCAGGGCAGGCUCGGGGAGCAGGGCAGGAGGACAGCACUGGGCACACAGCUCGGGGAGCAGGGCAGGCUCGGGGAGCAGGGCAGGAGGACAGCACUGGACACACGGCUCGGGGAGCAGGACAGGCUCGGGGAGCAGGGCAGGAGGACAGCGGCCGCCUCCGGCACCUGUCGGGCAGCGCAGCCGAGAGCAUCUCCCGAGCCCUGAGAGCCGAGAAGGAGCUGUCCCCUCCUGCCAUCACCAUCCGCAGCUUCUCCUCCCCGCCCGAGUGCCGGGCUGACAGCGGCCAGGGCUGGGACACCGACGGCUCCGAGCUGCAGGCUUUGCUCUCGGCCGUGGAGCUGCAGCAGCAGACGGAGCCCGAGGGGAUGCUCUGGGCCACGGCUGUGGCGCUGGCCUGGCUGGAGCACAGCUCAGCUUCCUACUUCAUCGAGUGGGAGCUGGUGGCUGCCAAAGCCAGCCUGUGGCUGAGCAGGCAGCGCUUCCCCGAGGGAUCCAGCCUGGCCGCGGUGAAAGCUGCAGCCCAGCAGCUCUUUGUGCUGCUCCGUCACUGGGAUGAAAACCUGGAGUUCAACCUGCUCUGCUACAACCCAGGCAGUGUGUAAGAGGAGGAGGAGCAGGGAGGCAGGUUAGUGAGGGCUCAGGAGCAGGGAUCUGCCCUUAAGGAAAUGCCUCCAAGGAGCUCGACUCCUCUGCUGCAGGGAUGUGCGUUUAUUAGAGCAAACCCUGCAAACACAGCAGCCUGGGCAAAAUCCUGCACUCAGCAGUCAGGAUUUUGCCCUGUUAGGGAACCUACCACUGCCUGCAGUAGAUGCUUUUUAUUUUCAACUGGAUCAGCACUUCCAGCUACAGCAGUUCCCUCUGAUCCUGGUUUCUUCUGGUCUCAGCCCAGUUUCCAGAGCAGAUCUUGUGGCCUGCUCCACUUUCCCUGUCCUUGCUUAGAUGCCUCUUCCCAGCCCUGAAUCAUUGCCAAGCCCCCACUGGAGCCCCUCAGCCCCAAAUCCCUGCUUUCCUGAGGGUCCUGCCAUCUCAGAUGGCUUUCAGAAAAGGCAAAGGUCUGACAACAUGCUCACCUCAUGGAUCAAAGGGAAUCUGUGCUGGGAAUGCCCAUGUGGAGAGCUGCCCUGCUCACACAGGCAGGAGGAUGGAGCCCAGCCCCGCACAAAGAAGCCAGGCCAGUUGGAGGCUGGGACCAAACCCCAUCACACCCACACAGUGCUGGGCUCCCUCAGGCCCUCUGCAAUCCCAGCAGGAGCUUGUGAGAUCCCUUGCAGCCAACGUGUGCCUUUGGAGCUUCACAGGCAGAGCCAGGGUGCCCGGGAUUGAAGGACCAAGUGCCUCUGCAGACGGUGCUGCUGUUUGCAGCGUGGCUGCAAUGCCCGUGGAGCCCAUCCCGAACCCACUGCCUUCGCUCCCUGCCUUGGCAUGUAGCAGCCUUGCCUGUCCCAGCAGGCUUCUGUCUCGUGUCUGUGUGUCUGGGGGUGACACAGGAGGGAAACCAGUGCUGGGGACCUGAGCACUCCUCCAGUCUCUGCUGUGGUGUCACCUCUCCAAGGUCCCCAGGACCAUGAGCAUCCCUCUGGUCUCUGCUCUCAGUGUGGCCUCUCCAGGGUGUCCAGGAUCAUCCUUCUGGUCUCUCCUCUGGUUUCACUUCUCUCGGGUCUUCAGGAGCUUCCCUCUGGUCUCUGCUUUCAGUGUCAGCUCUCUGGGCUCCACAGAGCCUCGAGCAUCCCUCCAGUCUCUGCUUUAAUGUGACCUCUCUGAGGCGCCCAGAGCCGUCAGCAGCCCUCUGGUCCCUGCCCUGGUGUCACCUCUCUGGGUCCCCAGUGUCCAAUGCUCAGUGGAGCUGCAGGUGCUGCAGGUUUGCUGCCUGGGUGCCUUGGCACAGUCGUGUUCUCUGUUGUUGCACAAGUGUUGUUGUCCCAGUAAAUCACAGCCUGCUCUAC
Molecule: messenger RNA, 6303 nt
Organism: Catharus ustulatus (Swainson's thrush)
Lineage: Eukaryota; Metazoa; Chordata; Aves; Passeriformes; Turdidae
Gene: VWA5B1
Product: von Willebrand factor A domain containing 5B1
Exons: 23
Coding region: 478-4962 (1494 amino acids)
Source: RefSeq, a predicted model, not a curated record